AUACGCGUCUUCAUACAAAGUCUUUGAUUUUCUGCAACGAAUCCCAUAACCUUUCUGUUUCCGGUGUUGCAAGCGUGAUCAUACAAGCGAAAUGGCAAAGCGCACGAAGAAGGUUGGAAUCACCGGAAAAUACGGUACCAGAUAUGGUGCCUCCCUUAGGAAGAUGGUUAAGAAGAUGGAAAUUACGCAGCAUUCCAAAUACACUUGCACCUUUUGUGGAAAGGAUGCAAUGAAGAGGAGUUGUGUUGGUAUCUGGUCGUGCAAGCGUUGCAAGAGGACAGUGGCUGGUGGAGCGUGGGUGUACAGCACAACAGCUGCAGCUACAGUGAGGUCUGCGGUCCGACGUCUCCGUGAAACUAAGGAGCAGUGAAUGUAUUCAUAAAGGACUUAAUAAAAACUUGUUAUUUA
Schistocerca nitens (vagrant locust) is the source of this 408-nucleotide messenger RNA. It is a transcript of the gene RpL37A, whose product is annotated as 60S ribosomal protein L37a. The transcript is spliced from 3 exons. Lineage: Eukaryota; Metazoa; Arthropoda; Insecta; Orthoptera; Acrididae. The coding region runs from base 92 to 370 and encodes 92 amino acids. Gene Ontology annotation, biological process: translation. The record is from RefSeq and is a predicted model, not a curated record. Gene Ontology annotation, cellular component: ribosome. Gene Ontology annotation, molecular function: structural constituent of ribosome.